Messenger RNA from Saimiri boliviensis boliviensis (Bolivian squirrel monkey), 978 nucleotides. RefSeq names its product complement C8 gamma chain (gene C8G). NCBI's taxonomy places the organism in Eukaryota, Metazoa, Chordata, Mammalia, Primates, Cebidae. Gene Ontology annotation, cellular component: blood microparticle; extracellular exosome; membrane attack complex. Gene Ontology annotation, molecular function: complement binding. The record is from RefSeq and is a predicted model, not a curated record. Gene Ontology annotation, biological process: complement activation.
CGAAGCUGGGCUCACGAGAAGGCUGGGUGUGGGGUGUGGGGCUGGCCUGGGGCAGGGGUUGGAGAGUCAAGGGACGGACAUGGACUUUCUGGGCUGGGCUCUGUGACUGCACGGCAGACUCUGGCCUUGGACUUGGUGCUGCCAUUUCCCUCCCACGGUCUUGCCACCCUGCCACUGCCACCAUGCUGCCCCCUGGGACUGCAAUCCUCUUGACUCUGCUCCUGGCAGCCGGCUCGCUGGGCCAGAGGCCUCGGAGGCCUCCCCAGCCCCGAUCCCCCAUCAGCAGCAUCCAGCCCAAGGCCAAUUUUGAUGCUCAGCAGUUUGCAGGUACUUGGCUCCUUGUGGCUGUGGGCUCUGCCUGCCGAUUCCUGCGGGAGCAGAACCACCGGGCUGAGGCCACCACACUGCAUGUGGCUCCCCAGGGCACAGCCAUGGCUGUCAGCACCUUCCGAAAGCUGGAUGGGAUCUGCUGGCAGGUGCGCCAGCUCUACAGAGACACGAAGGUCCCUGGCCGCUUCCUGCUUCAAGCCCGAGGCGCCCGAGGGGCUGUGCACGUGGUUGUCGCUGAGACCGACUACCAGAGUUUCGCUGUUCUCUACCUGGAGCGGGCAGGGCAGCUGUCGGUGAAGCUCUACGCCCGCUCCCUCCCUGUGAGCGACUCUGUUCUGAGUGGGUUUGAGCAGCGGGUCCGGGAGGCCCACCUGACUGAGGACCAGAUCUUCUUUUUCCCCAACUACGGCUUCUGCGAGGAUGCAGACCAGUUCCACAUCCUGGACGAAGUGAGAAGGUGAGGCCGGUGUGCAGCUUCGGUGCUGAGAAGUCAGUGCCCCGAGAGACAACCCCGCUGCCCGUCCAGAGCCCCCAGCUUCAGAUCAGGACCCUGCCACCUGGGGCUGGGGGGGAUCUUCUGCUGGCUGCCCCAGAGCACAGUGUGGGGGAGAGGCACCUUCUUAUUAAAUGUCUCAGCCUCCUCCCUGA